This is a messenger RNA of Spinacia oleracea (spinach), 3915 nucleotides long. RefSeq lists its product as uncharacterized. The record is from RefSeq and is a predicted model, not a curated record. The transcript has 6 exons. Lineage: Eukaryota; Viridiplantae; Streptophyta; Magnoliopsida; Caryophyllales; Amaranthaceae. Bases 390 to 3770 code for a protein of 1126 amino acids.
UCCCCAACUAACGACCACACCAAAGAAACAACAAAAAAGUUGGAAGAGGGAGAAACCCGCAGCUCCGAAUACGCGUCCUCACUCCGUCAUAUUCAACCACCACAACUCACCCUUACGCGGUUACGCCGGCGAAAACUCGCCAUCACGCCGGCGAAAACUCAACCUCACCCUCACGCAGCAGAGAAUAUUUGACGAACAUACAAGAAACCGACCGCAAAAAGUUAAAGAGAGUGAAGUGAAGCCGCAGCGGCGAGUUCAACCACCACCGUCGCCGCGCAUCUACAGCAGCCUCCAAAGCCGGAGUCGCGUCGACGCUUUACCCACCCCAGUUUGUUCAUUGUAAUUCUCCGGCUCCAUGAACUCUUCGGUCUUUUAGGGAAUUUGGUAUCAUGAAAAGGAGGGAGCGUAGUUGGAUGUAUGAUAGACUUGAUGGGCGUCACCUUAAACCCGACUUUGUCAACGGAGUUGGAGAGUUCAUUGAGUUUUGCAAAGAGCAUCCAAGUUGUGGAGACGGUGACAAAAUAAGAUGCCCAUGCCCCAAGUGUGAUAACAGACGUUUCCAUGAUGUCGAAACAGUGAAAGUACAUUUGUACAAGAAGGGGUUUGUUCGUAAUUACUAUCAAUGGAUGUGUCAUGGGGAAAGCUUAGGAGAGUCCUCGCGUGUUCAAUCAAAUCCAUACCGGGAUAUGGUUAUCAAUUCUCUUGGCAAUAAUCAAAAACAUUUGUUGAAUGAAAAGGUAAAGUCAGUUGAAGAAGAACCAAAUGAUGAAGCUAAGAAGUUUUUUGACCUUCUAAAGGCAGCUGGAGAUCCAUUAUAUGAAGGGAGCAACAUAUCUGUGUUGGAGAUGGCAUCAAGAAUUGCAAGUUUGAAAUGUGAAUACAACUUACCACACAAGUGUGUUGAUGAAUUUGCUUCCUUGUUGAAUGAAACGAAUCCAAACAACAACCAACUGGGUAGAACUUUAUAUGCCACAAAGAAGGUUCUUACGGGAUUGGAACUUCCUCAUGAGAAGAUCCACACAUGCCCUAAAGGUUGUAUGCUUUUUUGGAAAGGCGAUGUGCACUUAAAUAAAUGCAAUGUAUGUGGAAGUGAUCGGUAUAAGAAGAAUCUUAAGGGCAAGCUUAUUCCAGCAAAAGUUUUAAUCUAUUUUCCAAUCACACCAAGGUUGCAAAGGUUAUUUGCAACCAAGAACAUUUCGAAGGAUAUGACAUGGCACGCCAAGAAUACUCGAGUUCAAAACACCUUGGCACAUCCUAGUGAUAGUGAAGCAUGGAAGCACUUGGAUACAACCUUCCCCGAUUUCGCCUCAGAGCCACGAAAUGUCAGGCUUGGUUUAUGCAUGGAUGGAUUUGCACCCAAUGGUAAAUCUAGAGAUCAAUAUUCAUGUUGGCCUGUUAUUCUUACACCAUACAACUUGCCUCCAUCAAUGUGUAUGAAAAAACCCUUUAUGUUCCUUUCUUUACUCGUCCCCGGUCAUAAAAAUCCGAAAGGAAACUUGGAUGUGUACAUGCAACCGCUCAUCGAAGAGUUAAAACAGUUGUGGGAGAUUGGAGCCAUGACUUAUGACAUUUCAAGCAAGCAAAAUUUCAACCUUCGCGCAGCCCUUUUGUGGACCAUUAGUGAUUUUCCUGCAUAUGGCAUGUUAUCUGGAUGGUCCACUGACGGUAAAAAGGCAUGUCCUUACUGUAUGGAUAAAAGCAAGACAUUUUGGCUUGACCAUGGAGGUAAAGUUACAUGGUUUGAUUGUCAUCGUCAAUUUCUUCCUCAUGAUCACCCUUUUCGAACAAAUAAAACAGCUUUCUGCAAAAACAAAGUUGAAAAUGGCAUGGGUCCGCAUGUAAUGUCUGGAGAAGAUUUGUGGCAAUGUGUGAAGGACUUGCCUAAAGCAACUGAUGGUUCUGAAGCUCUUAAGAGAUUGAAAAAUGUCAAAAGGGGAUGGUUCAAACAGAGUAUUUUAUGGGAACUCCCAUACUGGAAGGAUUUGCUUAUUCGUCACAACCUAGAUGUCAUGAACAUUGAAAAGAACUUUUUUGACCAACUCAUUAAUACUGUGAUGGAUGUGAAAGGCCGCACCUCAGACACCAUUAGUGCAAGGAAAGACAUGGAACGUUAUUGUAAACGUCGAUCGUUAGAGCUUCUAUUUGAUGAAAAUGGUAAUUACACCAUGCCCAAAGCACCUUUCACACUUGACAAGGCUCAAAAGAAGGUGUUAUGUGAAUGGGUUCGAGACUUAAAGUUCCCGGAUGGAUUCGCUUCAAAUUUGAGCACUUGUGUUGAUCUUCAAACAUGUAAGUUGCAUGGAAUGAAGAGUCACGAUUGUCAUGUCUUCAUGGAGAGGUUACUACCAGUUGCUUUAAAAGAAUUGCUUCCCUUGCAUGUUUGGAAGACAAUUACGGAGAUUAGUCAAUUUUUUCGGGACUUAUGUGUUGCCACUAUCAAAGUGAGUGACAUAGAUCGCUUGGACAAGAAUAUAGCUGAGAUCUUGUGCAAGCUAGAGACGAUUUUCCCACCUGCAUUUUUCGAUUCAAUGGAACACUUGCCAGUUCAUCUUCCAUAUGAGGCAAAGGUUGGUGGUCCCGUCCAGUACAGGUGGAUGUACCCAUUUAAAAGGUUUCUUAACCAUUUGAAGCGUAAGGUUGGGAACAAGGGACGUGUAGAAGAUUCCAUAUGCAAUGCUUACCUAAUGGAGGAAAUAUCAAACUUUUUUUCCAACUAUUCUCAACCUGGGGUUGACACUAAAGCAAGGGACUUUGAAAGAAAUGUCAAUUCGGUUGUUGAGAAUCAACAUGAUGUUAAUGUUCCCGAGAUGUUCAAGGUUGAUAGUGGUCGUGCACCUACUAAUGGCCGUUUGCGCUUCUUGCAAGACAUGGAGUAUGAUCGAGCACAUAUUCAUGUGCUUGCAAACACUAAUAUCUUAGGUGAAUAUGAAAGGAAAUUUGUGGAGCACAUUCUCCAAACUCAACCACAAAUAGCUAUGGAUGAUAUUUGGAGUAAAUGCGAAGCUCAGUUCCCUGGAUGGUUUAAGUCACAUGUACUCCGAGAAAUGACAACUGAUGAUGUUAUACGCGCCCUUGCAAUGGGCCCCUCUAGACAAGUGAGAACAUGGAAUCAGUUCUAUGUGAAUGGAUAUAAUUUUCAAACACAUGACUAUGGCAAAAACAAGUCAACUUUGAAUUAUGGUGUGUGUUUACAAAGUCCCGAAGAAAUUGACUAUUAUGGCAUUUUGGAGGAGGUGAUUGAACUUGUUUAUUGUGGUAAUCUUAAAGAGUACAAGUCAAUUUUGUUUAAAUGCAGUUGGAUGGACUCCGUGAAGGGUAUGAACAUUCAUGAACAAUACAAACUUGUGGAAGUCGAUAAUUCUAAGAGAUACCCAAAGUAUGAUCCGUUUGUAUUGCCUUAUCAAGUUAGUCAAGUAUACUUUGCACAUUACCCCAGUUUGAAGAGGGAUAAAGCCCAAUGGUGGGCCGUGUUUAAGACUAAGGCAAUGUCAGUGAUUGAUGCUCCAGUUGACUUAGACUUUUUCCAAGAGGAAUCAAAUGAGGUCUCUUCGGCUCUAUGUCCUCCAGAUGAGAUUCUAGGUUAUGAUGAUCAAGAAGAUGACGAUGAUAGUGAAAUAAAUGAUGGUGUUUCCGAUAGUAUAAGUGAUGAUGAGGAUGAUGAGUUUGACACUAGUGGUGAUGAUGAUGACGAUGAUGACGACGAUGAUGAUGACUACGACGAUUAUGAUGAAAACGAUGAUGAUGAUCUUGAUGUGUUUAGUUCUAUUUAGUUUGUAUAAUUUUAUGUUAACAGAACAUUAUUAAGUUGUUUGUUAAACUUAUGAUUGAAACUAGUAUUGACCAGUGCCAUGUACGACUUAUGUUAUAUUUAAAGCUGAGUUUAAAUUUUCAAAUCAUCAAAAAAGAAUAAGUGUA